This is a messenger RNA of Papaver somniferum (opium poppy), 315 nucleotides long. Its product is annotated as cytochrome P450 71B21-like. The coding region runs from base 1 to 315 and encodes 104 amino acids. The record is from RefSeq and is a predicted model, not a curated record. Gene Ontology annotation, molecular function: monooxygenase activity; oxidoreductase activity, acting on paired donors, with incorporation or reduction of molecular oxygen; iron ion binding. The transcript has a single exon. Lineage: Eukaryota; Viridiplantae; Streptophyta; Magnoliopsida; Ranunculales; Papaveraceae.
AUGGGUAGAAAUCCGGAGUAUUGGAAAAAUCCAGAAGAAUUUUUUCCAGAGAGGUUCAAAGAUAGCUCCAUCGAUUUCUCGGGGAAUCAGAAUUUUGAAUACACGCCUUUUGGGGGAGGUCGUCGGAUUUGCCCUGGAAUGAACACGGCAGUUGUGUUAGUAGAGCUUGUCCUCGCCAACGUAUUGUACAGUUUCGAUUGGGAAUUUCCGAAAGGAUUAAAGAACGACUUAAACAAGGAGGAGCUAGCAGGCCUAGGAAGUAGAUAUCCACUUGAUCUUGUACCCAUCAAGCAUGUGGUCAAGAAAUCUGAAUAA